Castor canadensis (American beaver) is the source of this 2371-nucleotide messenger RNA. RefSeq names its product kelch like family member 35 (gene Klhl35). The record is from RefSeq and is a predicted model, not a curated record. Gene Ontology annotation, molecular function: protein binding. Lineage: Eukaryota; Metazoa; Chordata; Mammalia; Rodentia; Castoridae. Gene Ontology annotation, biological process: ubiquitin-dependent protein catabolic process. Gene Ontology annotation, cellular component: cytoplasm; Cul3-RING ubiquitin ligase complex.
AUAUGCGUCACGUUCGUGCGUGCAUGAGUAAAUCAGUGAACGAGGGACUAAAUGGACGGGGUGGGGAGUGGUGUGAACUGGCCCCCUGGGUCCCGCAGCCUGCCCUGCCAGGCAGAUUUCCCGACGCUGUGUGUGUUCUCAUCCUGCAGGAUGCGGGAGGCCCGGGGGCUGGAGGAUUCGGAGCCGGGCUGCGAGGCGCCGUGCGCGGUCUCCUGCCACGCGCAGCGCGUCCUGCAGACCCUCAACGCGUACCGGCGGAGCGGCACCCUCACCGACGUGGUGCUGCGCGCCGGCGGCCGCGACUUCCCGUGCCACCGCGCAGCGCUCAGCGCGGGUAGCGCCUACUUCCGUGGCCUGUUUGCGGCCGGCCGGCCGGAGCGUACGCUGGCCGUGGUGCCGGUGGUGCCAGAGGCGCGGGGCUCGGGGCCGGCGGGAGCGGCGACGGCGACGGCGACGGCGACGGCGGCGGCGCUGGCGGUGGUGCUUGACUACGUGUACGGCGCGGGCGUGCGGCUGCGCGCCGAGGACGAGGCGGCCGCCGUGCUGGCGCUGGCCGAGCGGCUGGGCGUGGCGGGCCUGCGCGAGGUGUGCGCGCGCUUCCUCGAGGGCCGCCUGCGCGCCGCCAACAGCCUGGCGCUGCGCCGCUUGGCCGCCGCCUUCUCGCUCGCCUCCCUGGCCGAGCGCUGCGGCCGCGUGCUGCGCCAGGCCUUCGCCGUGGCGCGCCACGCCGACUUCCUGGAGCUCACGCCGGACGAGGUGGCGGCGCUGCUGGCCGACCCCGCGCUGGGCGUGGCGCGCGAGGAGGCUGUGUUCGAGGCGGCCAUGCGCUGGGUGCGCCAUGACGCGCCGGCCCGCCGCGGGCAGCUGCGGCGCCUCCUGGAGCACGUGCGCCUGCCCCUGCUGGCGCCCGCCUACUUCCUGGAGAAGGUGGAGGCCGACGAGCUGCUGCAGGCCUGCGGCGAGUGCCGCCCGCUGCUGCUCGAGGCCCGCGCCUGCUUCAUCCUGGGUCGAGAGGCCGGCGCGCUGCGGGCCCGGCCGCGGAGAUUUAUGGACCUAGCUGAAGUGAUUGUGGUCAUUGGUGGUUGCGACCGCAAGGGUCUCCUGAAGCUGCCUUUCGCUGAUGCCUACCAUCCAGAAAGCCAGCGCUGGACUCCACUGCCCAGCCUGCCUGGCUACACCCGCUCAGAGUUUGCGGCCUGUGCUCUUCGAAAUGACAUCUACGUUUCUGGAGGCCACAUCAACAGUCGUGACGUGUGGAUGUUUAGCUCCCAUCUGCACACCUGGAUCAAGGUAGCCUCGCUGCACAAGGGCAGGUGGAGGCACAAGAUGGCAGCAAUGCAGGGGCAGCUGUUUGUGGUGGGCGGUUUCGAUGGCCUCUGCCGUCUGCACAGCGUGGAGCGUUAUGACCCCUUCUCCAACACCUGGGCUGCCGCUGCUCCCCUACUGGAGGCUGUGAGCUCUGCCGCAGUGGCGCCCUGCGCUGGCCAGCUCUACGUGAUCGGGGGUGCCGGGAAGGAUGGUCUCAAUACCGACAAGGUGCAGUGCUUUGAUCCCAAGGAGGAUCAUUGGAGCCUGCGGUCACCAGCACCCUUCUCACAGCGAUGUCUCGAGGCUGUCUGCCUUGAGGACACCAUCUAUGUCUUGGGGGGCCUCAUGAGCAAAAUCUUCACCUAUGACCCUAGCACAGAUGUCUGGAGGGAGGCAGCUGUCCUCCCCAGCCCUGUGGAGAGCUGUGGCGUAACAGUGUGCGAUGGAAAGGUCCACAUCCUUGGGGGGAGGGAUGAUCAUGGGGAGAGCACUGAUAGGGUCUUCACCUUUGACCCCAGCAGUGGACAAGUGGAGGCCCAGCCAUCCCUGCAGCGCUGCACCAGCUCCCAUGGCUGUGUCACCAUUAUUCAGAGCCUGGUCAAGUGACUCAGACUGAGACUGCCUGAGCCAGGAGGCAGAAGGGCAGGGGGAGAACUCUGGCACACCUCUCUGCUCUCCUCCUGGAACCUUUAUAUGAACAGCCUCAUAAAUUACUGCCCCAUUUUCUUGCACAAAUAAAACCUCAUUCAAAGGUUGGGUCUAUGCUCCAGCUCAAAUCAACUUUGUCUAGAGGAGGUAUCCCGAGUAUCUGCUUCCUGCUUUUAUUGUUUACAGGGCACUGUCACACAAUCUUAGUCCAUUUGGGCACUACAACUAUUUAUUUUUCAGUUUUGGAUCUAGGCACAGCAGAUUCAGCAUCUGGUGAGGGCUCUGCUUUGUAGAUGGCAUUUUCUUACUCUAUCUCCACCUGGUGAAGGCAGCAAGGCAACUCUUUCAUGAAAAGUUUCAACCUCUCAUAAGGGCACUAAUCCCAAAUGAUUUAAUCACUUUCCCCCUCUUAAUA